Messenger RNA from Porites evermanni, 1434 nucleotides. Lineage: Eukaryota; Metazoa; Cnidaria; Anthozoa; Scleractinia; Poritidae. The record is from the annotation of a GenBank genome assembly.
AUGGCCGGGGUUUUCAGCAAACAACGAUUUGGUUUUGCAAGUGAAACGAUUGAAGAGCUAAAAAAUUUUUCCCAAAACCCAAACACAGUAAAGAGUACGUCUUUCUGGCUGAAUGUAUGGGAGACGUGGUGCAAACAGAAAAAUAUUGUCAACAAAAUCGAGGAAAACGAGCCAGAAAAACUAAACAAGCUACUUGAAACAUUCUACGCUGAAGUAAAAAACAAAAACGGUGACGACUACGAGCCAGACAGCUUAAGAGUGAUGAUAGCUGCACUUGAUAGACAUUUAAACGAGAAAGGAUACAAGUUUUCCAUCAUAAGAGACAGGGAGUUCCACUCUUCCAAGCAAGUUUUAGAGGGGAAAGCUCGGCAGCUUCGCCAAUCUGGUAUGGGCAAACGUCCAAAUAAAGCCAGAAGUUUAACUGAGGAAGAAGAAGAGGUGCUGUGGGAGGCAGAAAAAUUUGGUUCCAAAACUCCAGAAGCGCUUAUUUCUUCUAUGUGGUGGCUUUUGACGCAGUUCUUUGGUCUCCGCGGCCGUCAAGAACACCACGCAAUGAAAAUGGAAGAUUUUCAACUCUGCAAAAAUGACGAAGGUAUGGAGUUCGUGCAGUUUACCGAAGGUCCAACGAAGACCAGACAGGGCGGACUGCAGAGCAAGAACAGAGAUUUUCAGCCCCGAAUGUUCUCUGUUGGAGGAGAAAGGUGUCCGGUUGCUAUCUUCAAGCAGUUUGUCGAGCGAAGACCACUAAACAUGCGAUGGUCAGGUCCUUUCUACCUCAGUAUCAAAAGAAGCCGAACACUGAAUGACAACAUCUGGUUCAAAACUCAACCAAUGGGCGUAAACACGAUUAGCAACAUGAUGAAAACAACUGUGGCGGGUACUAGCCUUGAAGAAAGUCACAAAAAGUUCACGAAUCACAGUGCUAGAAAGACAACAGUGAGCAAGCUAAAGAAAGCAAACGUUGAACGCUCAGAUAUUGUGAAGGUCAUAGGCCACCGAAGCGUACAAUCCCUUGACGAUUACGAUGAAGCCGACGAGGAAGAACAACGAAGACUUUCCAGUGCAAUAUCCAAAGGAAAUUAUGAAAACCCCAGUGCUGAGAAAAAGCGAAUGGCAGUUUCCGACAUCACAACAACUGUGGCUCCACUCGGUCCGGUAAACACGAAAGUGCCCGUACCACACACAUUGGCCGGCCCAUCGAUGACAGCGACGAAAGAAAACCAAUUCCCUCCAUCACUUUCAGGUUUUCAAGUUCAGAAUUUCUCCGUGAAUCCAACCAUGAUGAGGUCCCAGGAACAGACCAUGAUGAACACGUUCAACAACUGUCAAGUGUCUUUCAUCAUUGGCCGCUCGAAGCGAGCUCCUGAGAUUUCAAAACGACAGCCCAGUUCUUGUAAACGCCGAGGGUUCAUUAUUGAGGAUGAUUCUGAUUGA